Molecule: messenger RNA, 2850 nt
Organism: Amoebophrya sp. A120
Lineage: Eukaryota; Dinophyceae; Syndiniales; Amoebophryaceae
Source: the annotation of a GenBank genome assembly
AGUCGCAGGAUGUUUUAUUUUUUGUUGUUUCUGGUGCAAACUCUAUCUUGCCUGUUUGUCGUGGCUCUUGCGACCACUUCUGUAAACGAGAAUGGCGAGCUCGAGGCCACGGCGCGUUCCAAUCAUGACACAGAGCGCGGACGUGGACGCAACCCACUCGUACGCCUUGAAUUCCGUGCACUUCCAGAGUCCUCUAUUCAACACCGAACGGCUUGCAGUGCAGCUCCUCAACACCAAGACCCUAACAAAGUCCUGCUGGGUGUUGACCACACGGAAACCGCGGGGGGCGAAGGUUUCAGCACACACAACAGAACCACCACAGCAACUACAACGUCGGCGAAAAUCCCUCGUUUCGUUCUCUACUCCUUUCCACCGAACAACAGGGAGGCCAGGCUCUUUCUGCAGGCCAACGAAAAGUACAUCGGCCCCGAGUGGACCCCGGUUUUUCUCGACGACGAAACUUGCGUGAAGAAUUUUGUCGCUUUUCGAACCAUAGUUCUCCAAACACCGGAUGGCAACACACAACGCUACACGCCGACCCAAAUCCAAGCGGUCUUCGACAAUUUCUCCUUCGGCGCACACAAGGCGGAUCUGUGCAGGUAUCACUUCGCGUUUGUCAAAGGGGGUGUCAUGAUCGAUUCCGACGCGCUGCUCGCCGAGAAUCUCAGCGACAUCAUUGACCGGGGCGACGCCGACUACGUGGGGAUCCGGGCGCAACUGCGCAGUUUCAGCAUUGGGCUGAGGCACUCCUGCCACCUGAUUCUCGGUUCGACCGCGGGAAAUCCGAUUAUGCGAGACGCUUUGUGGGACAUUCUGCAGUGGAAGAAAAACGCAUGGAUGUGGGGACCAGUCGACUGGCGGGACAACAUGCGACAGUUUCUCGUGCCCGGGGUCGCGCAACUGCACUACAUGCGUCACCAAGCACUGCGAAAGCAGGCGAAGCGGAUUUCUGAUAGGAGUGAGGAGUAUGCAGUAGGAGCGCAAGAACCUAGUCAUCAAGAAUCUGAAUCCAUUUCGGAUCAACAUUCGCUCCCGAUUGUGCACGCUGCGCAGUAUGGCUACGACGAAAAAACGAAAUCACUCGCCGGCAAAAACAGAAUGACCGUAACGCCUGUACCGCCCGUGGUGUCAAACUAUCGGCGCCAGAUCCUUGCCAAGCAGAUUAAUGUCGAAACCGGUGCAAUUAACGAAUCGCAAUGCGGCUUUGACCAGUUUCGCUUACAAUUACGCGCCAUCCUUCGUGUCGCGGAGUUUCUUUGGCGACAGUGUCUGGUGGCCACAAAUUUUGCAGGACGACUUUCUGACCCAAGCCGAAGCGGCUAUCACAGUGAGAUGGAACAGCUACGCGACUGCGCAAGGACCCACUUUCCCUUUAUCGCUGACGCGCUCGUCUUUCGGCGCCGCAGCAGACUGCUAAACCGGAAUACGAGGCGAUUUGUCAUCGCUGCCACUGAAUACCGAGAGCACUCCGAAGUUGCUGCAUUUCUGAAAGAACUCGAGCUGUCCGGAUACGGCACUUCGCUUUGGAAGCCUCUUUUUCUCGCCGCGCAAACGCUUGUCUUCUACACCCUCGAUCCUAGAAGGGAAGCUGAGCAGGAGCAGCAGCAGAACACCGGAACAACCACUUCAGUUCGCGACGAGCACCCCAACAGAGGGACCAUAGGCUCUCUACUGCUACGAAAAAACACUACUGAGCGAGCCGACCAGCAGCUAAGACCGAACGGUGGAGCCAGUUCAACUAUAUCGCACGGCAGGUGGGUCGGACCUCUACACUAUCAAAAUUUCAAUGCGAAACUGUGGCAAUUGAUGCACAAAUACAACACGACGCAGAAAAUCCGCUAUUUGGACGAACACAGUCUCAGUGCGCUUGCCGAUCCUGCUACCAUUCUGGUUGCGCCGGAGGAAGAUCAAAGCGUUUGUCUCGAACUAGUUGCGGCGGAAACAGCAUUGGAGGAAGGGGGAGACGCAAUAGACACUGAAAGCAGUAGUUUAGCCGCACCGGCGGCGACGGAAAAUAUCGAUGUCGAAAUCAAAUUUGAGCUAGGGCCUGAGAAGUUGUCUUCCCAUAGUGUGAACGUGACUUUUACCGACCUUUCACUUUUAUCCACGGGAAGCAACGCUGCAGAUGGCAGCCAUCCUGACGACCUUCUGCACGAGCCUUCAAGCGUAGCUGGAGUUCAUGUACAUGAUGUAAUAGCAGUGCAGCAGUAUGUUCUCGAGAACGAGAAAAACAAGGACACCCUGACCCAAGCAGUUACAAACGCCGCAUCGCGCGCGUUGUCAAGCAGGAGCAACAUCAAAGCCGCUGGACGAGAGACAACUCGUGGAGAAAGAGAUGUUGAUAACGACCAGUCACAGAAAACGAUCCCUUUAGUGGCUUCACAGCUUUAUCACCACAAUCCUCCGUCCCGCCUUGCACUUCCGAGAAUCGUUGCUACCCACCACAGCAAGGACAAAUGUCCUGCUUUCUGGAUUGACGAUCUGGAGCUGCCGCGAGAGAAAAUUGCAUACGACACUUUUUGGAAUCACCCAGAACAUUUUACCAUGGAUUGCACCGCACCUGGUGUCGAUUGCGGGUACCCUAUUCAGGAUUGGGCAUUGCUACUGAGCUUAGUUCACGACACUUCGCAGGAGCAACAAAUACAAAAAUUCUACGUCGAGAUAAACGUGGCCGAUCUGGUGCUUCUUCACAUUGUCGUCGGUUAUGUGCUGUUUUGGUGUUCAACUCAUGGCGGAAGAAGAUCUGAAAAAGAGCCACAACUUACGCAUACAUGCUUGUUCUUUAGUAGAGAUACCAAAACGAAUUUAUUGCAUCGUCCACAUGAUAAGUACAUCGAUCGCUUGAAGUAG